CAAAAUCGCCGUGUACCAAUGUAACACGGUAUCUGCGAUCGGCGAAGUCGGUGUUACAUUCUGGCGUAUCGGGGCCUUUUGCCCCGCGCCGAUAGACACCAAAAUCAUGAUCAUCGACAUCGACAACAUUGUUACUAUACAACAGCAACGAAUACAGAAGACAAAAGGCAGUGAAAACUGUCGCUGACAAGAUGACUACGCUAACGGAUCUUCAACAGACAGACAUGGCUCGAUUAGUCCUCACCUACAUGUACAGCCAGAAAAUGGACGAUCUUGCCACACAGUUUUGUCAAAGACAUCCUCAUUUAACACGUGAACGAGAAAACUUGGAUUCGAAGUUAAAGAUGAUUAACUAUUGCGGUCUCACGUUAGAAGAGUGUAUACAAAAAUCCUCUGCAGAUCAGCUCACGUUGUACAGGCUGGUGGAAAAGUACGGUCAAGAUGCACCUGUUUUACGCGAUCCUGCUUUAUCAUUGCUGGAGAAGUUGGAGUACUUAUUAGAACAAGGCAGUGCAAGAACAUCGACAAGAAUGCACCAAGCAAACGACACUGAGCCUCAACCACCUGCUACGAGCAUACGCGUCUUAGAAGAUAUUUAUUUGGGGAAUAUCCUACAAGACAUGAAAGCUAACACAAGCAAGACUAUAAAUGCAAACAAUCAAACGACGCAAUCAAACAAUCGUCCAUCAGAGCAGCUCGUGCAGGGACAACAGAUGCUAUUGAGUGACGUUCAACAAGAAGACGAUCAGGAGGUGUACUGGAUACUACAAGAUGCGAAUGACGAUGGUUACCAGUUGGCUUUGCCUGUGGCGGAUACGGUCAACAACGAAUCGCACACACAUGAAUUAGCAACACUAUCAUCGCUGCAGACGGUAGAUAUUGGGACCACCGUUAGCGACGAAGGCACAAAUAAUCUGGAGAUGAUAGAGUUCAGCGAAAAGAACUUUUUAUGUUCAAAAGACACUCAUUCCUGCGUUGCGACCAAUGGUGAUACACUACCAGCGAUAGUAAGUACGCAGAUAGCCAGUACACUUUCUAAAGAGACGCCUCCUGCAAUAAGUCGAAUCGAUAACCAAACACAUACCUUCAAGCAUGCUUUACCUGGAAAAUCAAACUUGUGUUCUGCGACCAGCAAUGCUCCGACGCUGACGAGCAUCGAAAAAUCGUCUUCUAAUGAACCGACAGAUUGUAUAACGGAAACGGCAAAAACGUCACCGACUGUGUCCCGGCAGAAGAGAUCGUACGUACGGCGAUUGAAUUUCGACAAAUUUUCACAAGAGCAAAAUUCGAUAGAAGCUUUAAGGCACAGGAAAGACGUGGGAUACGAUGGGUGCCAUACUAGUGAUAACGAUGCUCGGCUGAGUCCAAAUUCAAAAACUAGUGUCGUUUCGAUGGCACCAUUUUCGAUUUCCUUAGGCGACACGUCUAUGAGCAUCAGAGUGGAACCAUUACAACAUAAGCCAAUACCAUCGACGAAUGUAGUUAGCGCAAACGAACUGAAAGCAGGUUCAGCAGGUCCGGAUGAGCGACACGGGGAUGCUGCAUCGACGGAACCGACGGUGCCUGUACUACGUUAUCGCAGUGCUGAGGACAACGUUAAAGCAAUGGCCGAAUGGCAGCGGAUUCGGUCUAUCAAUAGUAACAACUUUGAUAUUCAUUUACGUCGAACAUUUGCCGACCAAGAAUCACAAAAGCAAGAAGAGCACAGAAAAAAAUUGCUCCAACGGAGAAAGUAUCCCCGAAAACCAAAGUUGAUCUGCAAACCAAAAAUCUUAAAAACAAAGCCGAAACGAAAUGGGCAAAACAAUGGACCCGAAGUAACAACGCUACAAAAGCAGAAAAGUCCAAGACCAAUGAAGGCACGAAAGAAUGCUUGCAGCGUUGUUCCUAAAUCGAGCAAACUGAAAAAACAAAGAGGAAUACUAGAGACGAAAAACCUUUGCAAUGAACAAGCGCAACCCGAAACGUCCCGCAAAACUCGUUUUUCGCCAACACCUAUAAAACGGUGCUCAACUGAAACAGAUGCACCAGUUAAAGAAAGCAUUACUAACACUGAAUGCCAAUCUUCAUUACCCGUUAUUAUACCAUCAUCGCCAGUACUGCCGGCUGCAUCGCCAUAUCUACUAAUGGGAACCAUUUUUGCGGACCAAGAUUUCGACUAUUUGAACUCGCCGUGUAAAAUUGACCCAAAGACGAACAAUCCGAGAACACCGCGCUACCUUGUCAAGGAAAAACCAUGCACCAUUUCUCCUGAGGCAGAAAAAACCGGUACAACAAUAGUAAAAACAUCACGGACGGUACCUAACAGCUCAAUACCAUUUGAUUCGAGUACGCUUGAAACAAGCGAUGGGAUUUCCAUCUCCAUGAACAGUCCUGCAAGCGAUUCAAACAUCGUAACCAAUAAUGUGUAUCUUCCUCCCAACAAUCCAACCCACAACUACCGUGUUUCACCGACUCACGUAGGUAGUUCCUCCAAACUGUCAACAGAUUUACCACUUCAGUCAAGCAGCUUAGACAUACACGAAUCGAAUGUCAACAGUCUGCCUAAUGAUGUGAUCGAUUGUCCAGAAAGUACAACUACCGUUGGGACUGAUAGUGAUGUAACCAAGCGUCAAAUGGCCGCUAACAAUAGAUCGAACGAACAUCGUGAAACGAUAUUUUAUUUGCCAAUGACACGCAAGCUCGCAGCAUCCCCCUCAUUAUCGAUGAGGCUUGAAGAGGACAGAAGACUUGAGGACAGACAACGGUUGAAUGGCAAGCACUUGGAAAACGCAACAGCUCAAAAGGCGGAUCAACGCAACCAACACAACCUGACGAUGCGGUACAGCCUGGGCGAAACGUUUCAUUUCGCGCCGAUAAGUAAUGUAGCAAGCGCCGAAAAUCCAAAGAUGGGUGUAAGAAAGCGAACAUUGAGAACACAUUUGCAAGACACCGAUCCGAUACUGGAAGUUUUCAACGGUGAGGCAAGGUUUACGAUUGCAUAUUCCAGGCUUGCAAUACACUUUGAGCAGCAACCGAUGCAGCACGAAGCGUCUGAUCGGUAGAAUCCAGUCCGAUCAGCUCGUCACAAUUACCGAGCCUGUUGCCGCCAUGGAACUUGAAGCCGAUUUAUACCGACCAGCACGACCGGGUGCUAUAGUUACGUAAGGUAGGUUUCGAAACUUAUUGUACAUUACUUGUUUGUCUUCAAUAGGAGUGUGAUUUAACAUUCACACUAUGCUAGUUAUUUAAAAAUGAUCCCAAUCCACUGUUGCCGGUGGAGCGCUGUUAAACAUCAUGGUUUACUCAGUUUUUUAGUUCCAAAAGAAAUAUUCGAUUAAACUUGUAUGUUCUGUUACCUGUUAUGAUCUUCAAUAAGCAACGAAAACCAUUGAAGUUUAGGUGUCGCAUUUUGGCUACCUUUAUCGCGACUGUUAGCAGAUACGAAACAGAUGCAAGAAGUAUUAAGGCACGAAAUCAAACGGACUAUUCGACUAUUAAAUUUGAAAAACAAUAUACAUAAUAACAAUACAUAUACAGCGCUUCUGUUUUUUAUUAAAUACAAGCCCCUAGCAUUAGGCAUAAUGUUUCGUCUAGCAUUUCCCACAUGCAUUAACAAUUCCUGCUCGUAGGACACCAUGCAACAUGAUAAAAUAAAGAGUAAUAAAGUGAAGUAAAACAA
This is a messenger RNA of Anopheles cruzii, 3661 nucleotides long. RefSeq lists its product as uncharacterized. The coding region runs from base 192 to 3044 and encodes 950 amino acids. The transcript is spliced from 4 exons. Lineage: Eukaryota; Metazoa; Arthropoda; Insecta; Diptera; Culicidae. The record is from RefSeq and is a predicted model, not a curated record.